AGCGUGCAACAGCGACGAGCGCAACGUUUCUGCCCAGCGCGCAUCAUCAAUAGGCGAUUUUCAAUUAGCGGACUGCGAACUCGACUUUGAUGGAUAGCUUGUUGCUUGGCUGGUAAGACACCAUUGUUGGGCUGUUCAAGAGGCGCGACACGUGCAGCCAGUGCAAUGAUUAUGCUGCGGAUAUUAGCUAGUUGCUUGAUUUGCUUGAGCCUGCUCGAGCGGCAGGGGGGCGAGGGCAUUACCACAGCUGGCACCUCGCCGGAGCAGCUGCCAUUGCCUGUCGCCAGCAAGAUGCCUUUGAUAACCAGCGAAUUCAAGGCCAGCCGCAUCUACGAAUCCUUUCGCGCUCUCUCGACCGUCCAGGGCAAGAGUCGCCUCAGCCGGCGCUAUGUGAAUGAUACGAGUGCCUAUGGCGCACAGCGUAAGGCCCGGCCACGUACAGCCUCGGCGGACAUGCUAAGCCGGAACAUAUCGAGCAUUCUGGAGAACCUAUUGAAGCGCUACGAGCAAUCGCAGCUGCCCACCCAUGGCCAGGGCCUGCCGACGGUGGUGCGCACCAAUAUCCUGAUACGCAGCAUGGGACCCGUCUCGGAGCUGGAUAUGGACUACUCAAUGGACUGCUAUUUCCGUCAGUAUUGGCGCGACAAGCGGCUGAGCUUCCAGGGCCCCAUCAAGAGUCUGUCGCUGAGCAUCAAGAUGCUGGACAAGAUCUGGCGACCCGACACCUACUUCUACAAUGGCAAGCACUCGCAUAUCCACACGAUUACCGUGCCCAAUAAGCUGCUGCGACUGGAUCAGGAUGGUGGCAUACUCUACUCGAUGCGUCUCACCAUCAAGGCAACCUGUCCCAUGGAGCUGAAAAACUUUCCGAUGGAUCGCCAAUCCUGUCCACUUAUCAUCGGCAGCUAUGGCUACACCAAUCAGCAGCUGGUCUACGAGUGGCAGAACCACGACGAUGCUGUCUCCUUUGUGCCGGGCAUGACGCUCAACCAGUUCGACUUGAUCAGCAUGAUGCAUCGCAACUUUACCUCCACGCGCCGCGAGGGCGACUUCAGCGUGCUGCACGUGGCCUUCAACCUCAAGCGUCACACUGGCUACUUCUUGAUACAGGUCUAUGUGCCCUGCAUAUUGAUUGUGGUGCUGUCGUGGGUCUCCUUCUGGAUACAUCGUGAGGCGACCAGCGACCGGGUUGGCCUCUGCGUGACCGCUGUGCUCACUCUGUCCACCAUCAGCCUGGAUUCGCGCACCGACUUGCCCAAGGUUAAGUACGCCACGGCCCUGGACUGGUUUCUGCUCAUGAGCUUCCUCUAUUGCAUUGCCACGCUGUUGGAGUUCGCUGGCGUUCAUUACUUCACCAAAUUGGGCAGCGGCGAAAUACCCCGCAUCGACGAUGAGUGGGAGGACAUUGGAGCCUUGGGCUACUCCACGGGCGAAAUUGCCGACGCGGCCGAGGCCAGCGACGACAGCGAGCCGGCCAACUCCGAUAGCGAUGUCUUUGUCUUUGCCGAUCACGAUGCCCUGCACUGUGAGCUGCCCUUGCCGGCGGACCUCAACGGCGGGGGCUACCCCAAGCGCAACACCUUCAGCUGCCCCAUUUACAAUAAUCAGCAGCAGGAGCCCGCUCACAUCUUUCCAAGACUCUCCUCGCACGCCUCGACCAUGGAGCGCACCACCCAAACGGAGCCGCCCGCCGUCUCCCGCAUGCGUCAGAUGUGGCUCUGCCUCAAGGGCGAUGUCAAAUUUCGCCGGCAGCGCGAACGCGACGCCGCUGCCGAGAAGAGCGUCCAGGGACGCCAGGGCGCCGGCUAUGUGAACAGCAUUUCAUUGAUUGAUCGAGUGGCGCGCGUUGCGUUCCCCAUGACAUUUGCGCUGUUCAAUUUGCUCUACUGGCUGGCCUACGGCAUGUACAAGAAGGAGUUCUCCUGGUCAAUGAUUAAGGCCUGAGCGGU
Drosophila arizonae is the source of this 1949-nucleotide messenger RNA. RefSeq names its product gamma-aminobutyric acid receptor subunit alpha-2. The record is from RefSeq and is a predicted model, not a curated record. Gene Ontology annotation, cellular component: membrane. Gene Ontology annotation, molecular function: extracellular ligand-gated monoatomic ion channel activity; GABA-A receptor activity. Gene Ontology annotation, biological process: monoatomic ion transmembrane transport. NCBI's taxonomy places the organism in Eukaryota, Metazoa, Arthropoda, Insecta, Diptera, Drosophilidae.